This is a messenger RNA of Ziziphus jujuba (common jujube), 462 nucleotides long. RefSeq lists its product as uncharacterized. The record is from RefSeq and is a predicted model, not a curated record. The transcript has a single exon. Bases 1 to 462 code for a protein of 153 amino acids. NCBI's taxonomy places the organism in Eukaryota, Viridiplantae, Streptophyta, Magnoliopsida, Rosales, Rhamnaceae.
AUGAAAGAAAAUGAGUUGGUUAAGGACUUCCGUGAUAGACUACUAAAGGUUGCGAACCAAAUUAGAGUCCUUAGAGAGCCAUUGACCGACCAAAGGAUUGUAGAGAAGGUAUUGGUAAGCCUCCUGGAAAAAUUUGAAGCUAAGAUUUCUUCCCUUGAGAAAUCAAGGAAUCUUAGUGAGAUUACAUUAAGUGAGCUUAUAAAUGCCCUCAAAGCAAUCAAACAAAGAAGAGCCAUAAGGAAGAAAGAGUCUUUGGAAAGUACUUUUAUUUCUAGUCGAAGCAAAAAGAAUAACAAAAGAUUAACAACAAGAACAAAGGAGGAACUGGUUAUGGAGGUUUCAAAAACAACAACAAAAAUUUCAAUAACAACAACAAUGCAAGGCAACAACAAGGAGGACAACGAUAAAACUAUGGAGGUUAUCCACCAUGCCCCCAUUGCAAGAAGCAUGGACAUGCACUAA